CGAGCACCCUUUCUUGGAAUUCUCACCCGCAAAGGUCGCUGUACUGUGCACUGGUGCGGUAGUUAGUGUAAAAGCGAUGCCCAUGAGGUGCAUAUAUGCGUGAAAUGAAGCUCAUCGUUCGGCACCGGGUAUGUAGCCGUAAUUUGAGAUUGCCCCUUGCAAUCGACCACGAUGACGAGCACGACCACCCCUCUUGAGCCAUUGUUCUCCUUCGUCGCCGAGUCCUUGCUGGCGCUUGAAAGGGCCUUUUACAAAUUACCAGGCUCUGGUGUCAUCGAGCGGUAUGUCAGAAGCUCCCACCAAAACGAUCCCGGUCGCACGCUGUUGGAACUCGUCCUUGUCGCGUUAGUCAUACGGACCCUUCUCCAAUCUCGAACACGGGCAGACAGAACUGGAAAAAGCUUCAUCGAGUUUUCUGAAAAGGAAGUUGACGAACUCGUUGACGAAUGGGUUCCAGAGCCUCUUUCACGCCCUUUGACCUCCCAGGAAGAUCUCGAGCUCUCUUCUGUGCCAAUCAUUGUCGGUCAGAAUGGUCCCAAGCCCAAACUUGCGUCGACGGGCAAGGUCGCCUUCAACUUGUCUAGCCUCAACUUUACCGGUCUGGCUGGCAACGAGGUAAUCAAGGAAAAGGCUGUAGAAGCGCUCAGGAAAUAUGGUGUUGGGAGCUGUGGUCCUUGUGGAUUCUAUGGCACUACUGACGCCCAUCUGGAUUUAGAGCGGGAUAUUGCAGAUUUUCUGGGUACAGAGGCUGCUAUUCUGUAUUCUCAGGGUUUUUCUACCAUCACAUCAGUCAUUCCGGCAUUCUGCAAACGCGGGGACAUUAUCGUCGCCGACCGUGGUGUCAGUUUCCCUAUCCAGAAGGCAUUGCAGAUUUCUCGCUCCACCAUCCGCUGGUACGACCAUAAUGAUUUGAAGAGUCUUGAGGAGGUACUUCAGAGUAUCGAGAAGGACCGAAAGAAGAGACGGGCACCCCUCACCAGACGGUUCAUUGUUACGGAAGGAAUCUUUGAGAAGGAUGGUGUCAUGGUGGACCUUCCCAAGCUGAUCGAACUCAAACUGAAAUAUAAGUAUCGUCUAAUCCUCGAAGAAUCAUACUCGUUUGGUGUCGUGGGACGGACCGGACGUGGUCUAACGGAGCUAUACAAUGUCCCCGCUUCAAAAGUAGAUAUGCUCGUCGGUUCUGUCGCCAUCGGGCUGUGUGCAGCUGGCGGUUUCUGCGCCGGAACACAUUUCGUCACUGAACAUCAGCGAAUCAACGGUACAGGCUUUGUCUUUUCCGCCUCUAUGCCUCCGCUCCUUGCUGUCAGCGGUUCCGAGGGCAUCAACAUCCUCCGCUCCUCCCCGUCCAUCUUCGAGUCUCUCCAGGAAAACGUCCGGGCAGCACGUGCAAUCCUCGAUCGCAUCGAUUGCAUCACUAUACCCUCUCACCCCGCCUCGCCCAUGAUCCACAUCCAGAUUCGUUCGUCCUCUGCACAGACCCUGCUCCCGUCUGCUGCUGCACACCAGUCUCCUAAACCAUCGAACCCGUCGUCCAUCCUACCCAGGGACGCGAGCAGAUGGGAUUGGGAUAUCGAGACGGAAGAGGUUUUACUCCAUGAGGUCGUCGAGGAGGCUCUAGCACAAGGUGUCAUGAUUGCCAAGGCACAGAGAUUGCGAGGUCAAGAGAUGGUGGAGGCCAGGCCAAGUAUUCGAUUGGCAAUGACGAGUGCGUUGACGAAGAAAGAGACAGAAAAAGCUGUCGGCAUUGUGAAAGCCUCUUUGGUGAAGAUUCUUGGAAAGAGACGAUUCUAGAUCAUUCACAACAGCUGCCAUCCGGAUUUUUAUACCAGAUAUCUUAAUGUCGACUUUAAACUCGCUACUGCUGCAAUACUAUCUCACAUAUACU
This is a messenger RNA of Desarmillaria tabescens, 1885 nucleotides long. Its product is annotated as serine palmitoyltransferase. Gene Ontology annotation, cellular component: endoplasmic reticulum. Gene Ontology annotation, molecular function: serine C-palmitoyltransferase activity; pyridoxal phosphate binding. NCBI's taxonomy places the organism in Eukaryota, Fungi, Basidiomycota, Agaricomycetes, Agaricales, Physalacriaceae. Bases 172 to 1791 code for a protein of 539 amino acids. Gene Ontology annotation, biological process: sphingosine biosynthetic process; ceramide biosynthetic process. The record is from RefSeq and is a predicted model, not a curated record. The transcript is spliced from 6 exons.